Hypoxylon fragiforme is the source of this 1173-nucleotide messenger RNA. RefSeq names its product P-loop containing nucleoside triphosphate hydrolase protein. The record is from RefSeq and is a predicted model, not a curated record. The transcript has 5 exons. Bases 259 to 1092 code for a protein of 277 amino acids. NCBI's taxonomy places the organism in Eukaryota, Fungi, Ascomycota, Sordariomycetes, Xylariales, Hypoxylaceae.
GGAAGUUUAUUAGUCAAAAGUCGGUGAUCGGGCCUGGGCUGAAAGUGAGCCGGCGAAUCGAGCCUGCUUGAUGGAGUUUUCGUCAAUGCAUAGCGGGUAUAAGCGAAGGUGAAUGGCCGAGGAUCGCUGGUCGUCAAAUUUUUUUAAAGGAGAUAGAUGCUCUUUAUAUAGCCGUGAGCACCUCCCUGCCCGAUCAAGCACGUAAUAUCACAUCAUCCUACAGAACGAAUAUCAUUCGCAAGACGCAGCGUAGUAACCAUGUCUCCUCGUACCAUCGACACUAUUCCUUCCCCAAUCCACGUCGAGACUAAAAAGCUUAUAGUGCUAAGCGCACCAAGAACUGGCACUCAUGGCCUGUACCUAGCCUUGAAGCUGCUGGGCUUCAAGCCCUACCACAUGGCCGAAAUCAUUAAGGCCGGUACAACAAGUGGGCGCAUUUUGAACGACGGAUUCUUCGCCGAGCGAUACCACGUUGGCAAGCAGUAUGGACGUGCGGAGUUUGACAAAUGGUUUGCCAACUACGAUAUUAUAAUAGAAAUGCCGUUCUUCAUGCUUCACUCGACACUCAAAGCUUACCCGAACGCCAAAUUCCUCCUGACGGAGCGAGACCCCGAUAAAUGGGCCAAGUCGAUAGCUAACACCAUUGGCAAGAAUGACACAAAUAUAAAAUGCCUCCCAAUGACUGUAGUCAAAUAUUUUGACGGCUUCCUCUACACCAUGUCCCGCAUGAGCACAGGGCUGUUGGGUUGGUAUACCAAUGGCUACGGUAUUACACCGGAAGGUCUCAAAGCCCUCGCUGAGAACUACAAGGAAUACAUCGCCGAAGUGAAGCGCCUCGUUCCGCCUGAGCAGUUAAAGGUAUGUAAACUAGAGGACGGGUUCGGUUGGGAAGAAAUAUGCCCAUACCUUGGAGUACCAAUACCCGAUAUGGAAUGGCCCUCGCUCAACAAACCGGAGGAAUUCCAUGAAAUCAUCAAACCGAAAGUCCAAGCCGCAUUUAGAAACGGGUUAAUCUGCGCGACAUCAGUUCUAGUCCCUAUGCUUGGUGUAGGUAUGUGGUACCUGAGAAAAUGCGGGGUUUCAUUCGCUUAGGGAUCGAUUGGAUGUGCCUUUGAGUCUGUGGACUGAAGGAGAUGCUUGGUUAAUCGCUUGUAAGCUAUGAAUACUUAAUGC